Nanorana parkeri is the source of this 1821-nucleotide messenger RNA. RefSeq names its product peroxisomal biogenesis factor 5 (gene PEX5). The transcript is spliced from 14 exons. Gene Ontology annotation, biological process: protein import into peroxisome matrix, docking. Bases 122 to 1750 code for a protein of 542 amino acids. Lineage: Eukaryota; Metazoa; Chordata; Amphibia; Anura; Dicroglossidae. Gene Ontology annotation, molecular function: protein binding. Gene Ontology annotation, cellular component: peroxisomal membrane; cytosol. The record is from RefSeq and is a predicted model, not a curated record.
UCUUCUUCUUUCAUUGUAGAUCUCAAAGCCUCUCGGAGAAGCGACAGAAGAUGAGCUCGUGUCCGAGUUCCUCCACUCCCGUGCUCCGUCUUUGCACACCCGCGCCCCCCACACCUUCAAGAUGGACGGCCUCCUUGCAGAGAUGCAGCAGAUUGAACAGAGCAGCUUCCGCCCGCAGCCCCUGCGAGCCCCCGGGGUGGCAGACCUGGCUUUGUCUGAAAACUGGACAGAAGAGUUCCUGCAACAAGAACCGGAGGCCGCGGAAGAGGAGGACUGGACCCGAGAGUUCACUGACCAAGCAGACCCCAUGUCGUCGCCCUCCCGCUGGGCCGAGGAGUACCUGCAGCAGUCCGAGGAGAAGCUGUGGCUGGGGGAGACGGAGGGAGCCAUGGCAGAGAAAUGGUGUCAGGAGUACCAGCCUGAGGACGAGCUGCAGAGAGAGGCCAAAUCCCUUCUGUCCAAAGUCACCGACCCCAAACUGGCCAACAGUCAGUUCUUACAAUUUGUGAGGAAGAUAGGAGAUGGGGACGUGUCCCUCUCUCAGGCUCCAGGCGAUACGUCCCAGGCGGCCUCCCAGGCAGAGCAGUGGUCAGAACAGUUUGUAAAGGAACAGGCAGCGGCGGAGCGAUGGGUUGAUGAGUUCACCCCCCUGGAGAAAGACUUUCAGAACGCCAAGGCUGCAGUGGAGGCAGAUACGGAUUUCUGGGACAAGCUGCAGGAAGAGUGGGAGGAGAUGGCAAAGCGGGACGCAGAGUCUCACCCAUGGCUCUCCGACUUCCAGGACCUGUCCGCCAAAUCCUACGACAAGGGAUAUGUGUUUGAAGAUGACAACCCCUUCUCCGAAGUGGAUCAGCCAUUUGAAGAAGGUCUGAAACGCCUUCGGGAGGGGGACCUCCCCAGUGCCGUCAGGUGCUUCGAGACUGCGGUGCAGAGAGAUCCCAAACACAUGGAGGCCUGGCAGUAUUUGGGCACCUCCCAGGCAGAAAAUGAACAGGAACUGGCCGCGAUCAGUGCUCUGCGCAGGUGCCUCGACUUGAAGCCGGACAAUCUGAACGUGUUGAUGGCUCUGGCGGUGAGUUUCACCAACGAAUGCCUCCAGCAGCAGGCCUGCGAAACGCUGCGGGAAUGGAUCAAACACAACCCAAAAUACGGUCACCUCAUAAAAGAGGAGAACCCUGGGAGUGAGGCGAGAAACCGAUCGCUGGGCACACUGCUGUCAGAUUCGAUGUUUUCGGAGGUCCGGGAGCUGUUCCUGUCAGCCGUACGCAUGGAACCGACACAAGUUGACCCUGAUGUGCAGUGCGGUCUCGGAGUGCUGUUUAAUCUGAGCGGAGAGUAUCAGAAAGCCGUGGAUUGCUUCACUGCCGCCCUGAGCCAAAAACCAGAUGACUAUCUCCUCUGGAAUAAGCUGGGCGCCACCCUGGCCAAUGGUAGCGACAGUGAGGCCGCCGUGGAGGCUUACAGAAGGGCGCUUCAGCUGCAACCUGGGUUUAUACGCUCCCGAUACAACCUGGGCAUCGCCUGCAUUAAUCUAGGAGCCCACAGGGAGGCGGUGGAACAUUUCAUAGAAGCCCUCAGCAUGCAGCAACAGAGUGGAGGCCCCGACGGAUCCAUGUCCGACAAUAUCUGGAGCACCCUGCGGAUGGCGCUCUCCAUGUUGGGGCAGAGUAACCUCUACAACGCGGCGGACGCCCGUGAUCUUGCCACGCUACAGGCCGCCUUCCCUCCUCACUCCAGCCUUGGCCAAUGACCACGACCUGACCUGUGGCCAUGCGAGUGCAUGCUGGGGGGACUCCCACGCUGCACCGGCAAGACGGCGCC